CGAGGUCAACUUGCUCAAACUAUAUACAGUAUUGCCUGUUGUAGGCGCUUUAACUUAGCAACCGUUGUACAACUACUUUGUGUGUAACGUAGAUCGGAGGUAGUAGGCUAUUCCUUUCCAAUUUUUCGCCGACCCUGACAGUGACUGUUCAUUGGGACACAAUGGUACUAUUCGGAGUUACCCUGGUGAGAAUGUCUAGCCGACACGGCGCUGAGCCCAUGGAAGACCCUGUGCCUCGAUCUCUCCAGCACCCGGGCCCUACCGGUGGGGUAUCAACGGUGUCCAGCAUUCUAAAUCCCGCAAUCCUUCCUCAUACAAUCGUAGCCUUUCUCUACACCAUCUUCGUGCUGGGUCAAAUCAGAAGGAAGUUGGUGAGGUUGAACACUCGGGUUGUGGUAGAAUUUCUCAUACUGCAUGUACUGUGGCAGAGUUUAGUACUGGACACCCUGGGGAAAGGCUGGGCGCUUCUCCUAAUACUCGUCAUGAUCUGUUACAUCAAUUCCCACCUGCUUAGCGAGUUUUUCGCCGUGGAGAACAAAGCAGUCUUGAUUACAGGUUGUGACCGUGGUUUCGGGCACGCCUUGGCUAUCCGCCUUGAUCAACUGGGAUUCCGUGUAUUUGCUGGAUGCCUGGAUAAGACCGGAGAGGGAGCGGUCAAGCUAGAGGCCCAAUGCUCGGACAAGCUGAAGACCAUCCAACUGGAUAUCACAAAAGACGAUGACGUGGAGAUUGGGGUGCAGACGGUGAAAGCCCACCUGGGAAGUUCAGACUUAUGGGGCAUUGUGAACAAUGCUGGGAUCUGUAUGGCCGGGAACACAGAGAUCAUGGCCAUGGAGGACAUGAAAAAGAUCAUGGAGGUGAACUUCUGGGGACCAGUCCGUGUGUGUAAAGCCUUCUUGCCUCUUGUCCGCAGGGGUAGCGGAAGAGUUGUUAACGUUGCCAGUAAUGCAGGAUUGGUGCCUAUCCCCCUAAUGGGUGCUUACUGUGCUUCCAAGGCGGCAGUUGCCACAAUGACCGAGAUCUGGAGGGCAGAGUUACAGGCGUGGGGCGUGAAAGUGUCCACUGUCAUUCCGAGUGGUUUCAAUACUGGAAUCCUUGCAUACGACAAAUCCAAGAUGGCCGAAAAAUGGUUCGCAGGUGCAUCUGAUGUUGUCAAAGAAGAUUUUGGCAAAGAAGCAUUCUACGUGAAGCCGAAAGCUCAAGGAAAUGAGGAGAAGCUUUUAUCCUCGGACUUGUCGUUGAUCGUGGAUGUGAUGGUAGACGCCUUGCUGUCCACGGCCCCCAAGGCCUGCUACUACCGGGGAUUCCUGGCCAGGUCUCUCCCUUUCCUUUACACCCAUUUCCCGACGGUCGUCACAGAUCCUCUGAUGAAGGUGCUCGGAGACUGGUUUGAUACCGUCACUCCUAGGGCUCUCCAGAAACGUGAGCUGUGAGUCAGCGAGCAGCGUUCCUUUUGGAAAACGUUUGCUGCUUGGAACAGGAGACAGGAAGUACUUACUCCACGCGAAAAAAAAAAAACCAAGACGUCCACUGUCAUCAGACACUCAACUGGAUCCGCUUCGAAGUGACGUCCGCGCCGAUUGGCCCACGCGGAUCCAGUUCAACCAUUGAUAAUUAAGGGUGUGUGAAUAAAACCCGGAUCUGAAUCUCCCGCUCUUAUGGUCCAUAAAACAAAAGAUACAUUUUAACUGUAGGAAUGAGACACCAGGCUUUAAUACGGGUAUGAAGUGAAGCCUUAAAUUUAAUCAUGGUGUUAUCUACUGUUGUGAAGUGAAUAUGGCCUCGAGCAAAAUAUUUUAUUUUUGAUCCUUUACAUAUUUGUCCCUUUAUAUUUUAUCUGUGAUAGGUUUUUUGAAAUGUAUUUUAUGAUUAUUUUUACUGUGUGAUAUUCUUCGACUAAUUUAUUCUAGUUAUGUAUGAAUGUAAGGAAGGUGUGUGUAAAGGUCGAAGACAUAGAGUGUUUGUGGUGAAAAUUUUGGUGAUGUGCAAUUUUGAAGUUGUUGUGACAAUAUGCCCAUUUUAUACACUAAAUUUUAUUAUUAAUUAAUAAUUUACACAUUCAUGUGUGAUGAAUUUCCUGUAUUUGGUAAAUCGGGUUUGUCAGUAAACGCUUUCAAAACAUUAUUUAUGGUGAAAGGUACAAAAAAUGUAAACAUGCUUAUAUUAAUUUAUGCUUUAAAUGAAAUCCAAAGGAAGAAAUAUCCCUGAUAUAUUUAUUUGUGAAACAUUCCCUUGUAUUAUAAUCAUGACCAAUUGAUCAAUUAAUAAGUGUGCUUGGUUUGUGCUGCAAAAAAUACUGAUAGCUUUCUUUAUAUUUCACACACUGUUUUGUGACAGUUAUGAUAUUUUUAAUGCGAUUGUUCUUUAGGGUAAUACAUUUCAUACAUUCGAAGAUGCGAAAUAUUUUAUUUUAAUUGGCAUUUAAUUAAUUACCAUUAAAUGUACGUUUUAAAGAAUUUAUAUGUGAAAGCGGAACAUGAUUAUGUCCUGUUAAUUUAUUUGUAGUUCUUUAUGUGGUGUAAGAUGAUAGACCUGUUGGUUAGUCUGUAGUGUUGGAAAAAGCGGUCAGCUCAAACAUUGUCAUGGUACAGUGAACGUUAUCCGUGAGAUUCCAAACACAUAUGCGACAAAGCAAGUUUUAAUAAAUUAAAUACAAUAAAGUGUGUAAUA
Molecule: messenger RNA, 2670 nt
Organism: Liolophura sinensis
Lineage: Eukaryota; Metazoa; Mollusca; Polyplacophora; Chitonida; Chitonidae
Product: retinol dehydrogenase 7-like
Exons: 6
Coding region: 162-1433 (423 amino acids)
Biological process (GO): steroid metabolic process
Cellular component (GO): intracellular membrane-bounded organelle
Molecular function (GO): oxidoreductase activity
Source: RefSeq, a predicted model, not a curated record